UUCAUCUAAAACUACGUCUGUCUUCAUUUGUAACGAAAAGCAAACAGAGGAACUGUUUUAUGGAAGGUGUACAAUUAUACCAGAAGCUUUAAUGGCUCAAAAGGAGCAGGACAUUUCCCUCUGAAGAGCGGGAUCAUCAUGUAUUUGGAGAACAAAAGCAACUUGGAGAUGGAGAUGUCCCAGACAUCUGCUCAAGGGCAUCAGGGCAGAAGCAGCCUGAGGUCACCAGAGGCUGUGGCAGGGAACUUUGGAGAGCUUCGCCUGCUGCAAGGCAUCUCGGAGAGGAGAGAUACCCAGAAGCUUCAGCAAUCUGCGGUCCUCCCCUCCGGACAGUGCGUCAUCCACACUGAGGGCUUCGUCCCAGUUCGACAGGAGGACGGUUUCAGGCACAACUUCAGCGCCGUUAACAUCCUCAGAGGAAAAACAAAUUCAGCCAAUCUUUCAGAGAGGUCGCCACUGCUGAGAUUCUCCCAAGACGACAGCAUAACCUACAUGACCCUACAUGACCCCAGCUUUGUUGGAGGGGAAGAGCCCUGGGACAAUGGCUCCCUGGAUGUGGAGAGACGGUACCGCCUGGGCAGCGAGGUCACCAGCCUGUCCCUGUCCCGCUCCAGCUCCUCGGACAAAUACGACCCCCUGGACAACCUCAGCCUCGGCUUCAGACUCACCAGCAGCAUGAAGUGCUGCUUCAGAAUCUCGAAAAUUGCCACAAUUUUUGCCAUUGUGGUUCUCUGCAGUCUGUUCUUCAGCAUGUAUCCGGAUCGAGAUAACCCCUGGAGGAUGCUGGCAGUCUCCCCGACAGAGAGCUUCUCGAUGAAUGUGACUGAUUUCCGAGACAACGCCUUGCUGAAGCUACAGGUCGCCGGGCCCUUCGCCGGAGGGGUGAUAGACCUCAUUAACCAGGAGUACAUCCUGAUCCAGGUGGAGCAGACUGAGCAGGUGGGGCAGCGGAGGAGGAGGACCCAGCAGGUGAUUCAUAACUGGACCAUUCCUCUGAACGCUGAGCGAAGUGACCAGAUUCAGUUAACGAAAACCUUUGAGAUGCUCAGCAGCGACCCCAUCACCAUCAGCGUCCAGGCCUUCCUCCAGGACGACGAGGUGGUGCCCAUGUCCAUGACGCGCCAGUCGCUCUACGUCAGUGUGGAGACCCAGGUGGCCAUCGCUGGCAUCAUCCUCGCCGGGGUCUACGUUCUCAUUAUCUUUGAGAUAGUGCAUCGCACUCUGGCUGCCAUGCUGGGAUCUCUGGCAGCAUUAGCUGCUCUGGCUAUCAUCGGCGACCGACCCAGCCUGGUGACUGUGGUUGAGUGGAUUGACUAUGAGACACUGGCUCUCCUGUUUGGCAUGAUGGUGCUGGUGGCCAUUUUUUCUGAGACUGGCUUCUUUGAUUACUGUGCAGUGAAGGCUUACCAGUUAUCCAGAGGAAGAGUUUGGCCCAUGAUCAUCAUCCUCUGCCUCAUCGCUGCCAUUUUAUCUGCCUUUCUGGACAACGUCACCACCAUGAUGCUGUUCACGCCGGUUACAAUAAGGUUGUGUGAGGUGCUUAAUCUGGACCCCAGACAUGUCCUGAUUGCAGAGGUAAUCUUCACCAACAUCGGAGGGGCCGCCACAGCUGUCGGAGAUCCACCCAACGUGAUUAUUGUGUCGAAUCAAGCCCUGCGCAAAGAAGGGAUUGAUUUUGCCAGUUUCACAGGCUACAUGUUUCUGGGAAUAUGCCUCGUCCUCUUCACCUCGUUCCCCUUCCUUCGGAUGCUUUACUGGAACAAAAAACUUUACAACAAAGAGUCCAUAGAAAUAGUUGAGCUAAAGCACGAGAUCUUGGUCUGGAGGCAAACGGCUCAACGCAUCAACCCAGCAAGUCGAGAAGAGACGGCCGUCAAAUGCCUGCUGAUGCAAAAAGUCCUCAACCUGGAAAGUCUGCUCCGCAAGAUGAUGAAAACCUUCCAGAGACAAAUAUCCCAGGAAGACAAGAACUGGGAGCAAAAUAUUCAAGAAUUGCAAAAGAAGCACAGAAUAUCGGACAAGGUGCUGUUGGUGAAGUGUGUGUCCGUACUGGGCAUCGUGAUCUUCAUGUUCUUCCUCAACUCCUUCGUUCCCAGCAUUCAUCUUGAACUCGGGUGGAUUGCUAUCCUCGGUGCUCUGUGGCUUCUGGUUUUGGCUGACAUCCAGGAUUUUGAGAUCAUCCUGCACAGAGUGGAAUGGGCCACGCUGCUGUUCUUCGCCGGCCUCUUCGUUCUGAUGGAGGCUUUAGCCCAGCUGCAGCUUAUCGACUACAUUGGAGAACAGACAGCCGAGCUCAUAAAAGCAGUGCCAGAAGACCAGCGCCUGGCCAUAGCCAUCAUCCUGGUGAUGUGGGUCUCCGCUCUGGCGUCUUCGCUCAUUGACAACAUCCCCUUCACUGCCACCAUGAUCCCAGUUCUCAUCAACCUGAGUCAGGACGCUGAUGUGAACCUGCCAGUGAAACCUCUCAUCUUUGCUCUGGCCAUGGGAGCCUGUCUCGGCGGAAAUGGCACACUAAUAGGAGCGUCCGCCAAUGUGGUUUGUGCUGGAAUCGCCGAGCAACAUGGAUACGGAUUUUCCUUCAUGGAGUUCUUCAAGCUGGGAUUCCCUAUGAUGAUAAUGACAUGCAUGAUCGGGAUGUGCUACCUGCUGGCCACACACAUCGGACUUGGAUGGAACAUGUAACCCACACCUGCUGUACACUACCAAAGAGACUGUGUGUGUGUGCGUGCAUGUGUGUGUGUAUGAGCAUGUGUGUUUGUGUGUGUGUGUGUCAAAGUCAUCCAGGAGUUCAAGCUCAGCGUGACGUGAAGUGUGACCUCAGAAAACAGGCACUACAUGAAGUAGCCAUAUUUUUUGCAAGACUUGGAAAUGUGUGUUUUUGAGGAAAGCGCAGACCAUCAGGGACCACAUUUAUUGGCGCUUUGACCAAAAUGGUUAAUCCAGCAAAUAUUUCUUCACUGAGAAUUAUAUAUAUGUCUCCACUCCAUAAUGUGUGCGGUGCUACUGCCUCAGUGAACACAAUAACUGGUGGGAUUUCAGCUACUGUUCAUUCUUUUGGGUUUCCAUGCGCUCUGUUUACAGAAAAUUGUUUCCCUGAGCAUGUUUAUGACACUUUUAGAUGCACUUAGAAGACCAAUCAAUACUUGUUAAAGAUUGACAUUUCACCCACGGUUUACCAAACUUAUGUUGGUAUUAUAUAGAAACCACGAGACCCAGUGAAAGGGAUUUUAUAACAGUUUAUUUCUAAUAUUUCUUUAUUGUACUCCCAAACCAGUGAUCAGUGAAUCUGCUGUUGCUGAAGAACAGAUUAUAGAAAAUAAAAACACCUGCUGUAAAAGUGCUAUCUACUGUACGAUGUACAUGGCCAUCUCAUGUAAAGUCACAGAUCUACUUCAGAUAAUCGUGUGUGCUGUAAGGAUAGCAGUCAUGGAAAAGGAUGGACGUCUUCUCACUGUGUCCGGAGAAACUGUUC
Molecule: messenger RNA, 3472 nt
Organism: Salarias fasciatus (jewelled blenny)
Lineage: Eukaryota; Metazoa; Chordata; Actinopteri; Blenniiformes; Blenniidae
Gene: oca2
Product: oculocutaneous albinism II
Exons: 25
Coding region: 139-2682 (847 amino acids)
Biological process (GO): melanin biosynthetic process; transmembrane transport; melanocyte differentiation
Cellular component (GO): melanosome membrane
Source: RefSeq, a predicted model, not a curated record